AGUUCCGCGACAUGGAUCAAAGAAAAAUUUAAUACAAAAAAUAACGAUGAUUACGAAUUUAUGAAAGCUUUGGGAUUACUCGAAGCCUUGGAGGUAGAUGCGGACAAUGGGAAUGUUAAAGCCACUAUACAAGCAACCUCUGCGAACAAGGAAUCUCAGCCGGCAAAUAAAACCGGUGCUCAUAAAAAGACCAUUACGCCAACUGCAUCUAGUACGCUCAAAACUACUCUCGAAGCAUUACAUAACGCAUGCCUAUUAAAGGUCUCUCGUGAGGUGAACAACAAUUACAAUACUGAACAAAAAAAUGACCGAGAAUCAUCACCACCAAUCAAACAUGCUUUUUCGUUCAUUGAUGAAGAACAAGGUGCCUUUAUUGAACCUAUUCUUAAUUUGGUUGAAAGAGCGCUUAACGAGGUUCUUAUUGAAAACCAACAUAUGAUUUCCUCAAAAGUUGUCGAGAUCUUCAAUAUAAAAAUUUUUGACAAAUCGGCAUUUCACGGCCAACAUAAAUCAACUCCGACUGAGCUUUUUAAAAACUAUAAGAACAAUGUUAGAAAUAAG
Messenger RNA from Racocetra persica, 561 nucleotides. The record is from the annotation of a GenBank genome assembly. NCBI's taxonomy places the organism in Eukaryota, Fungi, Glomeromycota, Glomeromycetes, Diversisporales, Gigasporaceae.